This is a messenger RNA of Prorocentrum cordatum, 7332 nucleotides long. Lineage: Eukaryota; Dinophyceae; Prorocentrales; Prorocentraceae. The record is from the annotation of a GenBank genome assembly.
AUGAUGGUGCCCGACUACGCCCUGAUCGGAGAGAUCAUGUUCUACGCCUACGGCUUCACGGACGCCAAGGUGCUGGCAAAGAAGAUGCUGUCCUCCCAGUGCCACUACGACUACGGCAUGCGCGCCGUGAAGAGUACCAUCGAGAUGUGCGGCAAGCUCAAGCGCGAGGCCAGCGAGGGAAUGCAGGAGGAUCAGAUCACGCUGCAGGCGCUGCGCGAUGUGAACGUGCCCAAGUUCCUGAAGGAUGACCUUCCACUAUUCAACGGCGAUGCAAAGUACAACAAGGUGCAGACUCACAUUCUCAAUCCGAAGGCGAUCACCCAGGCGCAGUUGUACGGCGCCUUCGACGAGGUUACGCGCGAGUGGUCGGACGGCAUUGCCAGCGAGUGUGUGCGGACGGCCGUGGCGAGCGGCAAGAGCGGCUGCACGGACAACCAUUGGGUCAUCUUCGACGGUCCUGUGGAUGCGCUGUGGAUCGAGUCUAUGAACACGGUUCUGGAUGACAACAAGAAGCUCUGUCUCACCUCUGGAGAGAUCAUCGCGCUGACUCCCCAGAUCCGGUGCGGCAUGGUCUACAUGGAGCCGUCCGCGCUCGGCAACGAGCCCCUGGUGCAGUCCUGGCUCGAGCGCCUCCCCUCCACCUUCAAGAAAGAUAUGGUGGAGAUCCUGAAGGAGCUGAUGCUGAGCUUCACGCUGCCUCUGAUACGCGUGGUCCGCAAGAAGACCUCCGAGCUGUCGAUUACAGUGGACAAUAAUUUGUGCAAGUCGCACUUCUCCCUGCUGGACUGCUACUUCCACGAGUACAUCCCCACCGAGGCCAAGACGCCGAGCGCGGACGAGAUCGCCAAGCUGGGGACCAACCUCAUGCCACUCUUUUUUUUCACUCUGGUGUGGAGUGUUGGAGCAACCUGCGACAACAAGGGCCGCAAGGUCUUCAGCGACAAGCUGUGGGAAUUGAUCAGGGAAAAGGAUGUCAAAGUCGCUCGGGACGGCGAGCUUCCUGAUGACUGCUUCUGGUACGACUUCGUGUUCGAAACUUCGGGGGAGCGUGAGGGCCACUGGACCAAGUGGCUCGACUUUGCCCCGAAGUACACGGUGCCCCCCCGCUCCGAGUACCAGAACAUUGUUGUGCCGACCGUGGAUUCUAUCCGCCUCACCCACACGUUCUCCACACUGGUGCUGAAAGAUAAGCACUGCAUCAUCGCUGGGAACACGGGCACAGGCAAGUCGUCGUACGUGACGUUGUGGCUGCAGAAAGGGGCGCCCGAUUCAUUCAUGCCCUUGUUCAUCAGUUUUUCGGCCCAAACCCAUGUGAAUCAGCUCCAAGACCUGUUGGACUCCAAGUUUGAGAAGAGGAGGCGUGGCGUAUUUGGUCCGCCGGCAGGCAAGAAGAACGUCGUCUUCGUCGACGAUCUCAACAUGCCCAAGAAGGAAUAUUAUGGCGCACAACCACCCAUCGAGCUGCUGCGCCAGUGGCACGACUACGGGGGGUGGUACAACCGCAAGGAGUUGAAGGUACAGGAGAUCAUCGACAUCAUCCACGUCUCGGCCAUGGGCCCGCCAGGCGGUGGAAGGACGGAGGUCACCGGGCGCCUUAAGCGCCACUACAGUACCCUGGUGGCCGCGGACCUCGCGCGGGAGUCCAUCGCGGCCAUCUUCUCCACGAUCUUGGACUACUUCCUGGCCCAGGGCUUCGAGCCGGCCAUCCAGCAGCUGAGCGCACGCAUCGUGGCCUGCUCCAUCGGCAUCUUCGAGGCCGCCGGCGAGGAGCUGCUCCCAACACCGACGAAGAGCCAUUAUCUGUUCAAUCUGCGCGACAUCUGGAAGGUGUUCCAGGGCAUUUGCUCACUGAAGUCCAAGAAGAUCAGCGAGCCCCUUUCUGUGGUGCGCUGCUACUGCCACGAGAACAUCCGCGUGUUCGGAGAUCGUCUGAUCAACGAGGAGGACCGCUCCUGGUUGCGGCAGAAGCUUGAGGCCACCCUUGAGGACAGCUUUGGCAUUGAUCCCGCGAUGGUGUUCACAGGCGACCGGCUCAUCUUCGGUGAUUUCAUGGGCCAAGGUGACACAAAGUUUUACGUGGAAGUCGAGGAUAUGGCUGCUAUGAAGUCGUCAAUGGAGUCUUUCUUGGACGACUACAACAACAUAUUUUCAGUCGCCAUGCCGCUCGUCAUGUUUACGGACGCCUGUGAGCACGUCGCUCGCAUCUGCCGCGUGCUGCGCCAGCCCAAUGGCAACGUGCUGCUUCUGGGCGUGGGCGGCUCUGGGCGACAGUCGCUGUCGCGACUCGCCACGUACAUGUCGGAAUACGAGAUUUUCCAGAUCGAGGUCAUGAAGGGCUAUGGCAUGAACGAGUUCAAGGACGACCUCAAGACCUGCCUGAUGCAGUGUGGAAACCAGCAGAAGGCAACGACCUUCCUCUUCACGGACACUCAGAUCGUCAACGAGCAGAUGGUCGAGGCGAUCAACAAUGUGCUCAAUUCGGGCGACGUUCCCAACCUGUACAAGGCCGAAGACACGGACGCCAUCAUGCAGGCUUGCCGUGCGACCUGCCAGCAGGCGGGCCUGACUCCGACGAAGGCGAACGUGUUCAGCACCUACCUCACGCGCGUGAAGGCCUGCAUCCACCUGGUCUUGGCCUUCUCGCCCGUGGGCGAGGCCUUCCGGACCCGCCUCCGCAUGUUCCCGUCGCUGGUGAACUGCUGCACCAUCGACUGGUUUGCGGAGUGGCCGGCGGAGGCCCUGUACAGCGUUGGCAAGCAGCAGAUGACGAUGGAGGACCUCAACCUCCCGAACCUGGAGGGCGUCCUGAACCUGUUCAAGACGGUGCACCAGUCGGUGGAGGCGGGCGCAAAGAGGAUCAUGGAGUCUGCGAGGCGUCCGAUCUACAUCACGCCCACGUCGUUCCUGGAGUUGAUCGCAUCCUACAAGAAGGUGUUGGAACUGCGGCGAAGCGCCGUUGGCACUCUGAAGAUGCGGUUGCAGAAGGGCUUGGACGCCCUCGCCGCAGCGGCGUACGCAGUGGCGAACAUGCAGACGGAGCUCACCGCAAAGCAGCCCGUACUGGAGCAGACGAAGAAAGAGGUGGGGGAAAUGAUGGUGGUGAUCGCUCAGGACAAGGAGAAAGCAGCUGUCACGAAGGAAUCGUGCACCAAGGUCGAAUCCGAAGCCAAGAUCCAGGCCGACUCGGCGACGGCCAUCAAGGAGGACGCGCAGCGCGACCUGGACGAGGCCCUGCCUGCCCUCAACGUCGCCGAGAAGGCGCUGAAGGCCCUGAAGCUCGCGUCCCUGCAGGAGAUCAGGGUGCUCGGCAGCCCUCCGGCUGGCGUGAGGCUGGCGAUGGAGGUGUUGUGCGUCUUCUUCAACAUCAAGCCCGUGAAGAAGGCCGACCCAGCCAACCCUGGCAAGAAGAUCGAGGACUUCUGGGAGGCCGCGAAGCUCGGCCCUUUGAGCGAUCCAAAGAAGCUUCUGGAUGAUUUGUUCGAGUUUGACAGGGAUAACAUUCCCGAGGCUGUGAUCCAGCGGGCGCAGCCGUACAUCGAUCGCGAAGACUUCGACCCCGUUCAGAUCAAGAAGGCCUCCGUGGCCUGCGAAGCGCUGUGUAUGUGGUCGCGCGCCAUGCACAAGUACCACUUCGUAGCCAAGGCUGUAGAGCCGAAGCGCAAGAUGCUGGCAGACGCCGAGGCGAGCCUGGAGGUCACCAUGAAAAAGCUGCGCGGCGCCCAGGCGGAGCUCAAGGACGUAGAAGAGAAGAUUGCCAAGCUAGAGGCGGACUACAACAGCUCCGUGCAGAAGCAGGACCAGCUGCAGAAGGACAUGGACAUGUGCGUCAUCAAGCUGGGCAACGCCAACAAGCUCAUCGAGGGCCUCGGCGGUGAAAAGGACCGCUGGUCGCAGACCGUGGAGACUCUCGGUGAGGAGUACGAGCUGCUGCCUGGGGACUCCCUGGUGGCCGCUGGCAUGGUGAGCUACGCUGGGCCGUUCACGGGAGAGUACCGGAUAGACUUCAUGGAUUUGUGGCUGGCCACGGAGGACGAGUGCGGCAUAACCCACAAGGAGGGCGCCAACCUGGUCAACGUGCUGGGCCAGCCAGUCGUCAUCCAGGAGUGGGCCGUCAGCGGCCUGCCGAACGACAACCUGUCGGUGGAGAACGGCAUCAUCAUUGCCAACGCCCGGCGGUGGCCUCUGAUGAUCGAUCCGCAGCGGCAGGCGAACAAGUACAUCAAGACGUACGGGAAGGUCGCCAGCGACGGCGGCAUGAGCACGUGCAAGCUUUCGGACCCUGGCUUGCUGCAGACAGUGGAGCUGGGCAUUCAGUUCGGGAAGUGGGUGCUGCUGGAGAACAUUGGCGAGGCGCUGGACCCCGCGCUGGAGCCAGUGCUCCAGCAGCAGAAGAUACGCGACGGAACCUCGUUUGUGAUCAAGCUGGGGGACAAGAACGUAGCGUACGACGACAAGUUCCGCUUCUUCAUGACUACCACGCUGGCCAACCCGCAUUACUCUCCGGAGACCUCUGUGAAGGUGACGCUGCUGAACUUCGCCAUUACGCCCGAGGGUUUGCAGGACCAGAUGCUGGGUGUGGUGGUGCAGAAGGAGCAGCCUGAGAUGGAGGAGAAGAAGCAAGAGCUGGUGAAGAACAACGCUUCGAUGAACAAGCAGCUCAAGGAGAUCGAGGACGAUAUCCUCCGGCUGCUUUCCGCCGAUGGCGACAUCCUGGAAAGCAAGGAGCUGAUCGACACGCUGGAGUACUCCAAAAAGACAUCAGCCGUCAUCAACAAGGCCAUGGAGGAGGCUGCGGUCACUGAAAAGGAGAUCGACGAGGUGCGGAAGUCGUACCGCGACUACGCGUACCGCGCGAGCCUGCUAUCGAAGACGACACACGAGGACCCGGAGAAAACUCCACUUCGCGCCUCGCGGCGCGGUGGCGGAUUCUUCUGCGUGACCGAGUUGAUGGUCAUUGACCCCAUGUACCAAUUCAGCCUGCAGUGGUUCCAGCAGCUUGCGGUGAUCGGCAUCGACAACGCCCCCUCUGGCGGGGAGGGCGCGGACGCGCGGCUCAACAACCUGAUCUCGUACUUCACGUACUCGAUCUACCAGAGCGUGUGCCGGGGCCUGUUCGAGAAGCAUAAACUUCUGUUCUCCUUCUCGCUCUGCAUGAAAAUCAUGAGCGGUGAGGGCCGUCUGGACGCGGGCGAGUCGCGAUUCCUGAUGGCUGGGCCCACUGGGGACAUCAAGGACGGGAUCCCCAAUCCGGCGCCCGAGUGGCUAUCCGCCAAGAGCUGGAACGAGGUGUUAUCCUUGUCGCAGCUGCCCGCGUUCCGCGGCCUCGACACCUACUUUGCGUCGGACGUUUCGGGCUUCAAGAGGAUCUACGACGAGCCGGAGGCCGACAAAGAAACAUUGCCGGGGCCCUGGGAGGAGAAGUUGAGCCCAUUCCAGAAGAUUUGUUUCUUGCGCACCCUCCGUCUAGAUCGGGUUACCACGGCGGUGCUGGACUUCGUCACCAAGGACAUGGGGCAGAAGUUUGUGGAGCCGCCCACCUUCGACAUCGCGGUGUCGUUCGAGGACUCCACGAAAAUGUCGCCGCUGAUUUUCGUUCUCUCUGCCGGGAGCGACCCUGUCGCUGACAUGCUCCAGUUCGCGGAGGCCAAGGGCAUGGGGCAGAAGCUAGAGAGCAUCUCCCUAGGGCAAGGCCAGGGCCCCAAGGCCCAGAAGAUGAUCGAGCGGGCGCGUGAGAGCGGCGGCUGGGUUCUGCUCUGCAACUGCCACCUCUCUAUCUCCUGGCUGCCUGAGCUGGAGCGGAUCUGCGAGCAGCAGAACGCCGAUGAGACUGACAACAUGUACCGCCUGUGGCUCACCUCCAUGCCCACGCCGCAGUUCCCGCCGCUUCUCCUGCAGAACGGCGUCAAGAUGACCAACGAGCCCCCAAAAGGUCUGCGCGCCAAUGUGCUGGGCUCCAUGUCCAAGUGCGACGACCGGAUGCUGAACGACUGCGAGAAGCCCGAGGCCUUCUCCCGGCUGGUCUUCGGGUUCUGCUUCUUCCACGCGAUCUGCCAGGACCGGCGCAAGUUCGGGCCGAUCGGCUGGAACAUCCCGUACAACUUCACGCCCGAGGAUUUGGUCACCAACCGAAGGCAGUUGAAGUUCUUUUUGGACAACUACGACUCCAUCCCUUACAAGGUGCUGCAGUUUCUGGGGGCGAAGAUCAACUACGGCGGCCGUGUGACGGACAAGAAGGACAAGGUCCUGAUCGAGACGAUGAUUAAGAUCUUCAUCUGCGAAGACACCGCUGUGAAGGGACCCGAGUACAAGUUCUCAAAAGGCGGGUUGUUCUACUGCCCAGCGGCGACCUCACAGGACGAGUUCCUCACCUACCUCAGGGGAUUGCCCAUAAUGACGCCUCCAGAGGUUUUCGGGCUUCACGAGAACUGCGAGAUAACAUGCGCAGAGUCGGAGAGCAUGGCGCUCCUGGAGGACGUCAUGUCCACGGUCAUGGAUGACAUGGCCGCGGAGCUCAUUGAGAUCACGCCCAAGCAGUUUGACCUGGAUCUUUUCGAGGAGCGGUUCCCGACGAUGUAUUCGGAGUCCCGCAACACUGUGGUGAAGCAAGAGGCCGCUAAGUACAACAGGCUCCUGGACCUGCUGGCGAGGCAGCUGCCCCUGUUCCGGCGGGCGGUGAAGGGCCUGGUCGUCAUGACAGAGGACCUCGAGAAUGUGGGCAAGGGACUGUUCAUGAACAUGGUGCCAGAGCAGUGGGCAAGCGUUGGCUUUCUGUCGAUGAAGCCGCUGACUGCGUGGUACAAGGACCUGAACGACCGCGUGGACUUCUUCCACCUCUGGUAUACCGAUGGCCACCCUAUCUCCUUCUGGGUGUCGGGCCUCUUCUUCCCGCAGGCCUUCUUCACUGCGGUCCUCCAGAACUUUGCCCGGGCCCACAAGUUUGCCAUCGACAGGGUCGACUUCGAUGUGGAGGUCUCGGACCACUUCAAGAUCGACGGCAGCGACAUCGCGACGCCGCCAGAAGCGGGAGCCUACAUGCGCGGCAUGUUCCUGGAAGGCUGCCGCUGGGACGACAGGAUCCACGCCCUGGGGCCGUCGCUGCCCAAGCAGCUCUUCACCCAGCUGCCCGUGGUGCUUUUCAAGCCCGUGCUGGACUGGAAGCCGCAGAAGGGCGUGUACCCGUGCCCGGUGUACAAGGUGCUGAGCCGGAAGGGGACCCUCUCCACGACGGGCCACAGCACGAACUUCGUGCGGGACAUGGCCCUGCCGUCGAAGGAGCACCCCGAUGUCUGGAUCCGGGCGGGCGUCGCCGCCUUCCUGGCUCUCAAGUACUGA